CGUGAUCCGCCCAGCCACCGCCGCCGACUGCAGUGACAUCCUGCGUCUGAUCAAGGAACUGGCUAAAUACGAAAACAUGGAAGACCAAGUAGUGUUAACUGAAAAAGAUCUACUAGAAGAUGGUUUCGGAGAGCACCCUUUCUACCACUGCCUGGUUGCAGAAGUGCCCAAGGAGCACCAGUCUCCAGAAGGACACAGUGUUGUGGGAUUCACCAUGUACUACUUUACCUAUGACCCAUGGAUUGACAAACUCUUGUAUCUUGAGGACUUCUUCCUAAUGAGGGAUUAUAGAGGCUUUGGCAUAGGAUCAGAAAUCCUGAAGAAUCUAAGCCAGGUUGCGAUGAAAUGUCGCUGCAGCAGCAUGCACUUCUUGGUAGCAGAAUGGAACGAACCAUCUAUCAACUUCUACAAAAGAAGAGGUGCUUCUGAUCUGUCCAGUGAAGAGGGGUGGAGACUCUUCAAGAUCGACAAGGAGUACUUGCUCAAAAUGGCAGCAGAGGAGUGAGGAGUACUGAGGCAGACAGUGACAGCUUCCAUUCUAUUUUAGAUUAAAUUCUCAACGGCUCUUGCUUUCUAUCCUAUUUGUAGUCAAAUAAUAGAAUGAACACCCAUUCCAAAGCUUUAUUACCAGUGGCGUCGUUACAUGUUUGAAAUGCGGUC
Messenger RNA from Neogale vison (American mink), 660 nucleotides. Its product is annotated as diamine acetyltransferase 1-like. Bases 77 to 505 code for a protein of 142 amino acids. The transcript has a single exon. Gene Ontology annotation, cellular component: cytosol. Lineage: Eukaryota; Metazoa; Chordata; Mammalia; Carnivora; Mustelidae. The record is from RefSeq and is a predicted model, not a curated record. Gene Ontology annotation, molecular function: N-acetyltransferase activity.